AUGGUUGAUAUUGAAAGUGCAUUCUCAAUCGUUUAUUUAGGUGUACACAGAGAGACCCAACUACAAUAUGCCAUCAAGGUCAUCAAUAAAUCAAAUCUUGGAAAGGACUAUGAAAAGAAUUUAAAGAUGGAAGUCGAUAUUUUGAAACGUGUAAACCAUCCAAAUAUCGUCGCCUUGAAAGAGUUAUUCGACACCCCAAAUAAUCUUUAUUUAGUUAUGGAGUUAGUUACAGGUGGAGAAUUAUUUGAUAAGAUUGUUGAAAAAGGAAGUUAUUGCGAGGCAGACGCUGUCCAGUUGGUAAGAAAGAUUGUGAGUGCCGUACAGUAUUUGCACAACGCCAACAUUGCACAUCGUGAUUUGAAGCCAGAGAACUUAUUGCUCAAGACAGCUUCGUCUGACCUCGAAGUUGCCAUCGCCGACUUUGGUCUCUCCAAGUUGGUUUCACAGGAGACAAUGAUGCAAACCGCUUGUGGAACACCAAGCUAUGUCGCACCGGAAGUGUUGAAUGCCACCGGUUACGACAAGGAGGUCGACAUGUGGAGUGUCGGUGUCAUCACCUAUAUCCUGUUGUGUGGAUUCCCACCAUUCUAUGGUGACACCAUUCCAGAGAUCUUUGAGUUCAUUAUGGAGGCAAACUUUGAAUAUCCAGAGGAGUAUUGGUCACACAUUUCAUCGGCCGCCAAAGAUUUUAUCAACAAGUUGCUUGUCGUUGACGCCAAAGCAAGAUUGUCUGCUGAAGAUGCAUUAAAUCACCCUUGGUUAUUAAGUAAAGGAUCAACUGAAGCUUUACCAAAGGCAAAGUUGGCAAGCUUUGUUGCCGAGAGACAAAAAUCAAAAAUACAUUUGUAA
Molecule: messenger RNA, 849 nt
Organism: Heterostelium album PN500
Lineage: Eukaryota; Evosea; Eumycetozoa; Acytosteliales; Acytosteliaceae
Gene: mlkA
Product: serine/threonine-protein kinase
Exons: 4
Coding region: 1-849 (282 amino acids)
Biological process (GO): protein phosphorylation
Molecular function (GO): ATP binding; protein kinase activity
Source: RefSeq, a predicted model, not a curated record